UCUAGUACAUAUGUGUAAUGGAGCCAUGCUUGCAUAAACUUAGGAGGAAGGAGACUUCAACAGGUUAACAUACUGAAGCUAUCUAAAUCUUGUCCAACUGUUCACAAACACAUUGGCAGUGGUUUUGGUGUCUCUUUAUUAUAAGAGUACAGUGUUUAGUACAGAUCUUUCAUAAUUGCUAUCGCUUUGCUGUAAGUUUUCAUUUCUUCGUUCAUUUUUAUUGGUUACUGCGAGUAUUGCUUAAACUAAUUGAACUCGCUCAACAUUAAUAGGCUUUUCGCGAGUUUUUUGAUGCUGUUUCAUGACGUAAUCGAUGAAAUGCAGCAAAAGGGUUUCCUAUAAAUAAUUGCAUCAAUUGACUACAAUUACAGUGUAACAGAAUGUUGAGAAAUAUUUACACACAUGGUUACCAUCCAUCUGUUUUACGAUCUCAUUCCAAAAGAACUGUAAGAAACUCUGCGGCGUUCGUACUGCCAUUCCUUAAAGAUGGAAUGCGAAUACUAGACAUUGGUUGUGGUCCAGGAACAAUCACGAUUGACUUUGCUCGUAUGCUUCCUCAAGCACAAGUCAUAGGAAUUGAUAUGUCGAAAGACGUAAUCAACAUAGCCGAAGAGAAUGCUCGGAGGGCGAAAAUCAAAAAUGUACAAUUUGAAGUUGGUGAUAUUCACACGUUGCAGCAACCAAAAAACAAUUUUGACAUGGUCUUUGCACACCAAGUCUUGCAAUACGUAAAAGAUCCAGUUGAGUGUCUCACAUUGAUGAAGUCGUUCGCCAAAUCAGAGAGCGGUUUUGUGGCGGCUCGGGAGAGUAUUCUAGCUGCUUUCGCAUGGUGUCCUGAAACGGCCAAUAUGUCUCAAUGGCAGCGAAUUUAUAGCGCUGUCGCAUAUGCAAACGGCGGCGAGCCAAACGCGGGGAAGUAUCUUCAUCGAUGGGCAAGAAGAGCAGGAUUCCGGCCUGACAAAAUUCUCAAGGGAAGUAGUACUACACUUUUUUGCGACGAGGAAGACAUUAAAUGGUGGUCUUCUCUUUGGGCCGAACGCAUCCUUAAAUCGCGUUUUUACCAAACCGUUUUAACAAAUAAAAUCGCAAAACCAGAGGAGCUCAAAGCAAUUAGUAAGGGCUGGAUUGACUGGGCCGCUUCGGAGGACUGUUGGUUCUUACUUGUUCGCGGAGAAAUAAUUGCCUUUAAUGGAGAGUAGCAUCCGGUUUAAGCAAUGCUUAUAAAAUGGAACUAGUCUUUGGAAUAUACAUUCAGAAGUGUAGUCUGGACAAGAAUCGUUGAGAUUCGGCGCUGACAUACAAUAGUGAAUAUAAAGUGAAUGCUUUAAAGAAGGGAUGUUAUUGCAUGUGUGCAAAUUCCAUUGAAUUAGUACUAUUAAAGAAAUUUCAGUUUAACCCAUGCAUAAUAUAUUGUUUUCUUCAUUGUUGAUUCUCUAUAUCUUUGUGAGGAUCCGAG
Molecule: messenger RNA, 1456 nt
Organism: Schizosaccharomyces japonicus yFS275
Lineage: Eukaryota; Fungi; Ascomycota; Schizosaccharomycetes; Schizosaccharomycetales; Schizosaccharomycetaceae
Product: UbiE family methyltransferase
Exons: 1
Coding region: 381-1199 (272 amino acids)
Source: RefSeq, a predicted model, not a curated record